Molecule: messenger RNA, 4420 nt
Organism: Menidia menidia (Atlantic silverside)
Lineage: Eukaryota; Metazoa; Chordata; Actinopteri; Atheriniformes; Atherinopsidae
Source: the annotation of a GenBank genome assembly
UUUACAGAGGACAAUAUAGAAGAAGAUAAUUUGUUAUCUGGAUUUACUGACAAUGUUAGGCAACGCAACCCCACUCAAGAGUAUAUUACCACAGAAGACACAAUUAUUGAUGUUGAUAGUAUCUCUAUUGUUCCUUCUUCUUCAUUUUACCCAACACGUGAGACAGAGGAAGCCGCAGGUGUCACAGAAAUUACAGUGAGACAGAACGUAGUGGGAAUGGAAGAACCAGAGGGUUCAGGGUCUGUAAGUGAGACACUGUCUACACCACUAACUUUAUAUCCUGCCUCAGAUGCUGAUUCAGAGUAUUCACUGACAACUACAGCAGCACCACAUGUAGGCAAUGUUUCUACUAUUGAGCCAGACCAUGGCAACAAAGUUGUCUCAACACCACCAGCCACCUCAACUUCUUCUGAGUCCUCUGAGUCAAGCUCUGAAGAAGUCUAUAGUUUAACCACACCCCCUAUGCCUUCCACUUCUUAUAUUGAAGCUAAACUGGAUGAUUUACCAUCUGGUAUGUUCCUUUCAGAGAAACCCACCACAAUCACCAGAUUGGAUGAAACUCAGACCUCAGACAAUGAGGCAAGCUCAAAUUCUGAGAAAGUAUCAUGGGUUUCACAACCCACAAAUGAAAUAGUACCCUCUAAAGUAGAUGAAGAAACUGUAUCCACUGAAAAAUCGACUUACUCACCCACAGUGUCCUCUUUAGAAAGCACUUCAAAACCAAAUAUGGUUCAGUUUGUCACCUCCUUUCCUCCACAACUAGAUACAACACCUGAGGAGGCCUUCCAACAAGCCAGGUCUGAGGCCAUGCUCACUCACCAUCCCAAAACUGAUGCGUUCUCUGAGAGUAUUGUGUUGGCCACUACUAUCCCAAUCCUACCUAGUAAGGAAUCAGGACAAGACUAUGACCCCUCUGAUGCAAGUAGCCAGACUGUGACAGAACUAUUAGUGACCACAACCUCAAGUGAACACACAUCCUUUGAACCCACUUCAAAUGACGUCUCAGCUUCAACAGAGCCUGAAAACAUAGUCCAGUUCGGCACCACAGCUUCUCCUGCAUUUUCAAUAUUGAACUCCGGGGAAUCAUAUGAGCAAGUGAAGUCGGAGAUCACACAAACACACCAUCCCCAGAUUGACAUCUUUUCUCAGGCUGCAUCACUGACCACAGCUCACCCUAUGUCCUUGGAAGACUAUGGAACAUUCAGACCAAAGCUUCAGCCAUCCCCAGAAACAGAUUACCAAAUAUCAAUGUCUCCAGUCUACAAUAUUCCUGAUGAUAUAGAUUAUCCAACCCCAGAUUAUGAUUCACCUGACCCUGGCAGUGUUCAAGGACCUCCUCCUAACAACGAUGCAUCUAAACCAAGAAAGGCAACCGUGGCUUCUACAACACCAUCUGUUUCUCCAAAAUCUAAUUCUGAAAACUCUGAAAAAACAUUGUUGGCAACAUCCUACAUCAGUGUGCCAUCAGUUUCUACUUCUGAGAGUGAUGCAGAAGCCAUCAACAGCUCUGAGCAAAGCUGGACCACAGCUACUAUCACCGAAGAGGAUAGUGAUGAGGCUGAGACCAUUACCCCAGAGCCUUUGUCAGCUACCACAAAGUUGCCUUAUGUGUUUAGUACACAAGCAGGCAGUGCCAGCUCUGAGACUAAAUCUGACAUUGAUGCCACAAAUAUAGCAAAAACAGAAAGAGUUAACCAGCAUCCCCUGUCCCAAGAUGAAAUCCAGGAAAUAUUCAAGGUAAAUGCUACAGCAAAUGCCCCCAGUUCCCAAGUAGAGCAUACAACAAUUGCUCCAGCACAAACUCAAAGCCAACCAGUACUAGACACAUCUAGAGUCACCACAGCUCCACAUCUCUCUGAAGAGGAUGCAUCCGCUUCCCUACCAGCCCUUAGUGGGGGAGAACCACCAACAGAUGGUGUUGAAAUGAAUACCCAGCCUAAUAUUGGGAUUGAUUUCGGCCACACUGUAAUUGGAGAGACUGUUGAAAUCCCUGGAAUUAAUUCUUGUACAGAGGAUUUCUGUAUGAAUGGGGGAUCUUGCUACAAAAGUGGCAGCAUCUUUUCAUGUAGCUGUGCUCCUGGUUACACUGGCCAUCGAUGUGAAACGGACAUUGAUGAGUGUCAGUCAAAUCCAUGUCACAACGGAGGCACAUGCAUUGACGGGCAGGCUUCCUUCACCUGUGUGUGUCUCCCAAGUUACUCCGGGCUAUACUGUGACCAGGACACAGAAACAUGCGACUUUGGCUGGCACAAAUUUCAGGGGCACUGCUACAAAUACUUCCCCCUCAGGAAAACUUGGGACUCAGCAGAACGAGAGUGCCGCAUACAGGGGGCUCACCUCGCCAGUCGUGGACAGGACUACCAGUGGAUCGGAUUAAAUGAUAAGAUGUUUGACAGCGACUUCCACUGGACUGAUGGAAGCCCUGUGCAAUAUGAAAACUGGAGGCCCAAUCAGCCCGACAGCUUCUUUUCUUCUGGUGAAGACUGCGUGGUGAUGAUCUGGCAUGAGGACGGCCAGUGGAAUGACGUCCCUUGUAACUACCAUCUGACCUUUACCUGCAAAAAGGGCACAGUGGCAUGCAGUCAACCCCCAGUAGUAGAGAAUGCACGCACCUUUGGGAAGAAGCGGGUGAGGUAUGAAAUCAACUCACUGGUGAGGUACCAGUGCCACACAGGCUUUAUUCAGCGGCAUGUCCCAACAAUACGUUGCCGCGGCGAUGGCCGAUGGGACAUCCCUAAAAUUGCCUGCAUAAACCCAUCGAGGUAUCAGAGGACUUUUACAAGAAGACAUCAACAUAAUAGCCUCUACAGCAUCAACAACUUCAAAAAAUGGGAAGAGGAGGCCUUCCGCCUCCACAAUCAGCGCUACCGGGGAAGGAGACAUAGAAUUGAACACAAGAGGAGGAGGCCGUGAUUACCGAGAAACUGUGGCUCUGCUUCCCUGAGACCAGACUGCACACCUGAUACUUGUGUGUGGAAAUAUGAAAAGGAAAAAGCACAAGAGAAACCAAAGAAAGAAGAUAACCUGCAGUUCUUGCAUUUUGGAUGACGAUGGAAUAUUAUGAAGUGCCUUCUUGUUGUUACAUGACUUUUCAUAUCAAGGGGGCACUGUUGUAUAACAGUUCCAAUCUGGAUUUCUUAAACCUUUCAGGUGGCUGCUGGAAAAGCAAGAGUACUCUUAUCUUAUGUGUAUGUGUUUUUUGUCAAGCUGUAUUUUUCCUUUUUCCCUACAGUCAUCAUUGUACACCAACUGUGCCGUUUGAAAUUACUGCAAGUCUUCAUUAAUGACAGUUUUUAUGGUCAGCGUCUAUUCUGCAUCAGGGCAUCCAUUUGGUUGUGACUAUGAGCAGUUUUUCAGUGUCAAGAGGUCCAACUCUGACUUCAUAACUCAAACAGAUGUCAUUAUACAAACAAGCCAUGCCACAGUCACACGAGUAUCACAAACAAAACUUUAAAUAAUUAAUUCCACUUUAAUCAACAGAACCACAAAUAAUGUUUCUAAACAUGGGUUCACAUUUUUAGACAUUUAGAAGAGAUUAAAAUCCACAGGAAGUGAUUUUGUUGUUUUUGUCAGCACCUGUCGCAGCCGAAAGUGCCAGCUGUCACUGUCUUCACUGGUUUUAUGUGAGUUUACACAUUUAUGGAGCGAUAUCCAUACGGAAAUGUUACAGACUUGUUGUCUAGGUCGAGUGAUUGAAUACUUAUUGACAAAGCCUUUUUUUGCCAUUAAACAAUUGAUACACUUCCACUUCAAAAGGAAAGGAGGGAAGUGUUGCAUGGGUUUUAGUGUAUGAAUUAAAGUAAUUUGGUACGUAAUGUUUACAUGAACCGCCAAUAUUAUUCACCGUCACAAACAGAGUCCUCCUCUUAUUUGUUGCUUUUAAUUUCUUUCUUUUUUUCCAGCUUUUCUUCACCGGACUUGUCUGUUAUUGUGGUCACAAAUCCGCCUUUGAGAGAAUGUAUUUUGUGAACAAUCAGAAAGACUUGAACGUAACAACUGUUUCGGCAGAGAUGCGUAUAAUUUAUUUUCAAGCUGCUCUCACUGUCUUCAUGUGUAUUUUGCCUACAGGUUAAUUGUGAAGCAGUCACUUAGCCCAGCAGUGGUCUUCAUGUGUUUUAAAUGUAUGUUCCACUGGAGACAAGCCACAUGUUUCGAUAAGAUGCUUUGCAGAUGGAGAGUUGCUCAGAAAGAAAUGAUUGUCUUUUUACAUCUUUAACAUCAUUAGUGGACCAGCAAAUAUAAAGGGCUACAUCAGCAAUAAUUUGUAAUAAGUGUGUUUUGUAACACUGUCAUGUUAUUUGUACAUCAGGUUAGUUUUCAGCUUUUUUAAGGAGAAAUGCUGUUUUGUUUGGUCUGUCUGUGAAUGUGUGUCUUAGCCUCAAUAUGCACAUAAUGACAUUUUAUAUUUAUAUAACUUUUU